Hibiscus syriacus is the source of this 348-nucleotide messenger RNA. RefSeq lists its product as uncharacterized. Lineage: Eukaryota; Viridiplantae; Streptophyta; Magnoliopsida; Malvales; Malvaceae. The coding region runs from base 1 to 348 and encodes 115 amino acids. Gene Ontology annotation, molecular function: nucleic acid binding. Gene Ontology annotation, biological process: DNA integration. The record is from RefSeq and is a predicted model, not a curated record. The transcript has a single exon.
AUGGACGAAUUAUUCAAGCUCCUUGGCACCGAGUUAAAUUUUUCCACAAGCUUUCACCCUCAAACUAAUGGGCAGGCCAAACGGGUGAACGCUUUGUUGGAGUGUUACUUACGGCACUUUGUGAGUGCCAACCAGCGAGAUUGGGCAAAGUUUCUAGCCGUUGCCCAAUUCUCUUAUAACCUGCAACGGAGUGAAGCCACAGGACAGAGUCUGUUCGAGCUUACAACCGGACAACAACCGCUCACGCCGCACACAUUGACAAUGUCACUUGACGAGGGCAAAAGUCCUGGAGCCGCCAAGAUGGCUAAGUCAUGGGAGGAGAACGCCGACAUCGCCCGCGCAUGUUAG